AUGGACCACCCCAAGUACCCCACCAGCGGGGAAGCCGACAAACGGCCCAAGAAGCUAAUCUUCGCCCCAGGAGACAUCGCAUCCACCGCCUCCACCCCCGAAAAUCCCUCCCCAUCCUCAACGCCCGAUGUCCCCUCCGCCGCCUCCCGCCUCGACUCCCUCCGCUCCGAUACCUCGACCCCCAACUCCGUCCAGGAGAGCCAGAUCGUCUCGCACCCGGCCCGCGCGCACCAGUUCGUCAGUAACCCACCCCUCACCGUCUCGCAGAUGCACCCGGCCAACCCGCUGCACCAAUUCAACACCUGGUUCCGCGACUCCCGGCUGCCGGCCUCCUCAGCGCCGGAGACCUGCACCCUGGCCACGGCGUCUCUGCCCUCCGGCCGAGUCAGCGCGCGCAUCGUCUACCUCAAGGAGCUGGACGAGCGCGGCUGGGUGGUCUACAGCAACUGGGGCAGUCGCGAGGGCAAAGGCGGACAGGUAUUCGGGGCCACGAACGGAGAGGACACGCUCGGCGCGAUGCCCGAACCAUCCGACACCACCAACCUGCAGGAGGAGCUGCAGCUGGACCAAGUCCCGGGAGGAGGCAACAAGUGGGCGGCGCUGACGUUCUGCUGGUCGAGCGUGGAGCGGCAGGUGCGGAUCGAAGGGCUCGUGGAGCCGCUCAGUCGCUCCGAGAGCGAGCUCUACUGGCGCACGCGCGAGCGAGGCAGCCAGAUCGGCGCCUGGGCCAGCUGGCAGAGCAAGGUGCUCUGGAGCACGGAGCCACAUCUGCUGAUCGACCGGCGGCGCAAGAGCCUGGCGGCCGACGAGGUGACGGGCGCGGUGCCGGUCAUCCCGGGCGAUGUGAACGAGACGGACAUCGACGACGGGCGGGCACUAUUGGAGCAGCGCGUGCAGGAGCUGGAGGCGCGGUUUGCGGACACGAAGGAGAUCCCGCUGCCGCCGUUCUGGGGCGGCGUGCGCAUUGUGCCGGAGUCGGUGGAGUUCUGGCAGGGGAGACGUAGUCGAUUGCAUGAUCGGUUUCGGUAUGUGCGGGUGCAUGAAAAUGGGGAGGGAGAGAUGUAUAAAUGGCGGAUUCAGCGAUUGUCGCCGUAG
Messenger RNA from Aspergillus steynii IBT 23096, 1095 nucleotides. RefSeq names its product pyridoxamine-phosphate oxidase PDX3. The transcript is spliced from 2 exons. Bases 1 to 1095 code for a protein of 364 amino acids. Gene Ontology annotation, biological process: pyridoxine biosynthetic process. Gene Ontology annotation, molecular function: pyridoxamine phosphate oxidase activity; FMN binding. Lineage: Eukaryota; Fungi; Ascomycota; Eurotiomycetes; Eurotiales; Aspergillaceae. The record is from RefSeq and is a predicted model, not a curated record.